CACUAUUUUUUUUGAUACGAUAAAGACGGAGGAAAUUUAAAAAUAAAAAAGUGAUGAAUAAUAAAUUUAAAAAAAAAUGCAUUCUUAAGACUCUAUAAUGUGAAGUGAUAAAAUAAAAAAGAAUAAAUUCCAAAUUUGAAAUGGCUGCAUGGGCGUGGUUGGCGGCAUUGCUAUGCGGCACACACGCUGUAGUGCUGCCCCCGCCGUGGGCGGAUGUUAGGAAGAACCCGUGCGCUGCUCAUCCAAGAGGUUGGCUGAUGCUGUACUGGCCUUCGGAUGGAAAAUGCUACACUAUAUAUAAGAAAGGUUACCCAUGCCCGGAGACUCAAGAGCUCAGCCCAGGGCGAUGGGGCGGCAGGACGGUAGCGGAAUGCAAGUGUCCGCCGGGAACCGCCCAGCUACCUCACUCCACGACUUGUCACAAGCUGUUCGAACGAGGGCCGUGUCGGUCGGGGGAGUACUUCGCGCCAGUGGAGGAGUCCUUUAACAAGCGAGGUGAACGACAAGGAAUGUGUAUGAGACCCCAGCAAUGUGCCGAUGAAACAUUGCUGUUCUGGCCGGCAGAUGGUCGCUGUUACUUCCGCCUGUCCCAGGGCCCUUGUUACCCCGGGUCCAUCCUGGACAUCGGAGAAGACGGCUUGGCUAACUGCACGUGCUCAUCAGAUGGUCCCCACUUCUACCCAGCAGACGGUGGUUGCUACGCCCAUUAUACCAGAGGACCCUGUGAUAGGGGGCAGCUGUUUCUGCCAGGGUCAAAGUGUGGCUGCGAGACCCAUCUGCCACAUUACCAUAAUGGCACUGGCGCUUGCUAUGAGUUAGAUGGUAUCGGCCCAUGUCCCAAAGGCCAUAUCUUCUCUAUCACCGAGGUGACGCCGCACGGCUCUCGUGCUGAAUGCAAGUGCAAGUCCUUCCACGCCCGAGCAGCUGAUGGGAACUGCUAUAGACUGUAUACCAGAGGACCUUGUGCCAGUGACGAGAUGAUAUCUAGGGGAGGAAGGUGCACUAAGUUGCCGUGUUCCCGCGGGCGGCUGUACGUGCCGGAGCGCCGGCGCUGCUUCCGGCCCGGCGCGCCGGAGCCGUGCCCGCGCGGGGAGGUGGUCGCCUUCGACUUCGAAGCCCGGCCCGCGCUGGACGGACUCAGCCACAACGGGGUCUGCGCCUGUGGGAGCGGCGCUUGCACGAGGAAGGAGGUGGACGCGUGUUCGUCCCGCGCGGGGUCGGCGGUGUACGGCGGCGCGUGCCACACGCUGUACACGCAGGGCCCGUGCCCGCACAAUUCGUGGCUGGCGCGCGAGCGGGCCGGCCCGGUCGCGUGCCGCUGCCGGCCCGGCACCGCGCCGCCCGACUGCAGGGAGGGAGUUGAUACCACGUCAUGA
This is a messenger RNA of Amyelois transitella, 1376 nucleotides long. RefSeq lists its product as uncharacterized. The record is from RefSeq and is a predicted model, not a curated record. Lineage: Eukaryota; Metazoa; Arthropoda; Insecta; Lepidoptera; Pyralidae. The transcript is spliced from 7 exons. Bases 141 to 1376 code for a protein of 411 amino acids.